Aspergillus alliaceus is the source of this 1320-nucleotide messenger RNA. RefSeq names its product bifunctional (2E,6E)-farnesyl diphosphate synthase/dimethylallyltranstransferase (gene erg20). Lineage: Eukaryota; Fungi; Ascomycota; Eurotiomycetes; Eurotiales; Aspergillaceae. Gene Ontology annotation, cellular component: cytoplasm. The coding region runs from base 76 to 1116 and encodes 346 amino acids. Gene Ontology annotation, biological process: trans, trans-farnesyl diphosphate biosynthetic process. Gene Ontology annotation, molecular function: (2E,6E)-farnesyl diphosphate synthase activity; dimethylallyltranstransferase activity. The record is from RefSeq and is a predicted model, not a curated record. The transcript is spliced from 3 exons.
AAACAGCGCAAACAAAAACUCAACUGGCGGGGCUUGCAAGAAGUAUAUUGUACUCCGUUUGAUUCUUUUCAAACAAUGCCUGCCACUGAACGUGCCGCUUUCCAGGAGGUUUUCUCUACCUUGGCCGAGGACCUCCUGGCCUAUGCGAAGACCUCCAACUUGCCGGAAAAUGCUAUGCAGUGGUUUGAGAAGGCCCUCAAUGUCAACGUCCCCGGCGGAAAGCUUAACCGCGGUCUCUCCUGCCCAGAUACCGGCCUGGCUCUCCUCGGGAAGCCCCUGACCGACGAGCAGUUCAAGCACCUCAGCAUCUUGGGAUGGCUCACCGAACUUCUCCAGGCGUUUUUCUUGGUCAGUGACGAUAUCAUGGAUGGCUCCAUCACCCGUCGCGGUCAGCCAUGCUGGUACCGUCAGGAGCGGGUCGGCCUCAUCGCGAUCAACGAUGCCUUCCUGCUCGAGUCCUCCAUCUAUGUCAUUCUCAAGAAGUAUUUCCGCUCGCACCCUGCCUACGUCGACAUCAUCGAACUAUUCCACGAGACUACCUGGCAGACGGAGUUAGGUCAGCUGUGCGAUCUGAUCACCGCCCCCGAGGACCAGGUCGACCUCAACAACUUCUCCAUGGAGAAGUACAUGUUCAUCGUCACCUACAAGACCGCCUACUACAGCUUCUACCUGCCCGUUGCUCUGGCUCUGCUCUACCUCCAGCGCGCCACCCCCAGCAACCUCCGCCAGGCCCACGACAUCCUUAUCCCUCUGGGCCAGUACUUCCAGGUUCAGGAUGACUACCUCGAUGCCUAUGGUGACCCCGAGUUCAUUGGCAAGAUCGGCACCGAUAUCAAGGAUAAUAAGUGCUCAUGGCUCAUUAACCAGGCCCUUCAGCGUUGCAACGCCGAGCAGCGUCAGCUCCUCGACGAGGCCUACGGCCGUAAGGACGACGUUCUGGAGGCUAAGGUCAAGGCCCUCUUCAAGGAGCUGGAUCUCGAGAAGGUCUACCACGAGUACGAGGAGAAGAUCGUCGGAGAGUUGAAGGCCAAGAUUGCCGCCAUCAACGAGUCCGAGGGACUGAAGAAGGAAGUCUUCGUGUCCUUCCUGAACAAGAUCUACAAGCGCUCCAAGUAAAGCCGUGUGCGGUCGAUUGUCAUUUUCUGGGCGAAUUAGAAGAACGAUACCCCUUCUAUAUCCUGUAAUUACACGCAUUUUGCCACACCAUAGAUUAGCGGGUUAAAGAGCUGAGGAAUACCUAUUAAUGACAAUGGCUCACUCUUGCAUGAUCCAAAAACUAAAGUAGUACACAUUGUUCUGGGAGCCUCGCCGGGUCUGACA